Molecule: messenger RNA, 6797 nt
Organism: Orbicella faveolata
Lineage: Eukaryota; Metazoa; Cnidaria; Anthozoa; Scleractinia; Merulinidae
Product: chloride channel protein D-like
Biological process (GO): chloride transport; transmembrane transport
Cellular component (GO): intracellular membrane-bounded organelle; membrane
Molecular function (GO): chloride transmembrane transporter activity
Source: RefSeq, a predicted model, not a curated record
UCAUCCCCCUUUAAAAAAAUAUUUUAGUCUCUUUAUUUUUAACCGGUAAAGCAAGAAACAGGCAUACUCAGGAUAACGAAGCAUCAAUCAGUCUCCGCUCCGGAAAAAGAUCAGACUAAUAAAAAAAAUAGGUUAAAUAUUUUGGUUAAGUGAUCUAUAUCUGUUCUAUAAAAGUAUUAUUUUGACUCAGUGACAUCUUAAUCUAUUUUCUCCGGUUUUUCAUGUUUUUCGUUUGUUUGUAAGGGCGAAUGCUAGAUAUCGUGACUUCAACGCAACGUUUUCUCAGUUUAACAAACCUUGAAUUGCGGGGCAAUAUCGCGAGGUGAUAACUGGUAACUUAAUAAAUGCAGUAACAUUGUUUGGGCUGAUAUUUUUUCACCCUUAAUUAGAAUAGUUACAUGUGAUCAAGAAUAGUCCAACCUGUAUACAAUGUUUUAUUUGCUAGUCAGUUGUAAAGAACAAUUAUGUUUUUCAUGCGCGCCUGGUUGUAAAGAAUAAUAAAGUUUCUUAUGCCUGCUUGGUUGUGAGUUUAACUGAAACACACGGGAAGUUUAAACUUCCCGUGUGUUUCAGUUUUUAAAAAAAAAAACUGUUAGGUUACGUUUAUUUGAUGCUUUGUGAAAAAAGCAUGAAAGAAGCAUAUUUUAGAGAAUUAGGAUAACAGUAUCCUUGAAUAAAAAAAAUUUAGUGCCUUUUCAUAUCGAUUGAGGAAAACUGCAACUAGUUUGACAUGAUAACGAUAUGAAAUGCUCUUUUGUUAGGGAUCGAGCGGAUUGAUGAAAGCGCACUCGUUUCAGUUAAAGAAAAAGGGAGGUGACCUGGCUUCUCUUCCUUUGACAGAUCUCUUAUAAAUCUAAUUUCCUGCCAGAAAAAGCAAUUUGGGAAUUUUACAAUAUUUUUCAUGCCUUUUCGGUGAAGCUCCCUUUGACUGCCGACAACGCUGUUACGCAAGGCUCUGAAAGCCGGGGUUAAAAAAUAAACAAAUGAAUUUUAUCAGGAGCCCAUCAUCAUCUCGGCUAAACAUUUUUACGAAAGAUUUUCUCGCUGCUUUAGCCAUAUUACCAAGCUUUACGCUGCGUGUCCCCGCUUGGAAAAUAACUUUGUUAACGUUGUGUCAAACAGGUGACCGCCAGAGCGGGUGUGGGACAGAAGCCUUCAUACAACCAAGAUUGAAACUUUUUCCUGACCUCGUGGCUAUCUGAAAACAAUUUUGCCUGAGCUAGGCAAAAACGAUCAUGUGGGACUCACCCCGCUUCCUGUUCCGUUGGGAAUUACACGUUAAAGGUUCUUCAUUAGGCAAUACAAAGUCUUUUUGUGUAUAUUUUCAAUCUUUUCAAAUCUUCGUAGAUUUUCAGAAUCACAGUUUUUUUGGUCUCGCUAGGGAAUAAAUGGAUCGAAAACCACGAUAAAUCUUUCUCGAGUCCCUCAUGCAAAUGAGAAAUAAACCAAGGAUCUUGUCCCAGGCCUGUCAUCUGUUGUCGUAGAUUUCUAUGCAAAGACUUACAUUAGCAGCAUUUUCACUGACUUCACUUAGUACACCUCUCCCAGACAUGACCGUGAGUUAAAUAUUUGAGAAGGGCUUCAAAUUGCCCAAAAUUUUAAUGGCAAACUUAAGAGAUACCCAAUUCCAGGCCAGAAUGUUAUAGAAUCUUAUUUCAAAAUGAAACUGUUUCAAAAUCAUACCCUUUGACGCAGCACCUACACUGGUAGAUUAUAUAAGGGCGUUAUCUCACUUGGGCCCCUGACUUGGCCUGUGAGUAGCGUCAUGUUCUACCGUUACGUUCAUCAAGUUCAAGGACUAUUGGUAAACAUGGUAAACCUUCCCGAUAAACAUGGUCCCGACGGUCUACAAGUUGCUCAAAAUUAGCACACGUACCUAAGGCACCCAUUCGUAGGCACAAAAACAAAACGCUAUUUUUACGCAAAUUUAGCAGGCCUUCAUGAAAUCCUAUACGUUUCUGCUCUGUUUUGCACGUCAUCAUGUUCUUGAGGAAGUUGCUUGAUAAGAGGUCGUGAUAUACCGUUUCACGUUCUUUCAAGGAUUUCCUUUCACGUACGACGCACUAAUCACACUUCACCUAUAGCCCUGCAGCCAGGAACUUGUAAGAGGAUACUAUCUCACCGAAACUGAGACUUGGUCGCUUGGUUCAAAUGACGAAAAAACACUGCUAUAUGUCUGACUAUAAAUAGGCUUUUAGUGAGGCAUUCCGGCACUGUUCAGUAAGGACCCUGUUCCAUGCACGAACUACUUGAAUUAUAUGAGUAGUAAACACGGAUUAGUUUAGAAUUAGCUAGCAAAAUAUCCGGCUUUGAAAGACUUGAAAGAUGAGUGGUCUUGGAGCAAAUUUCACCUGGUUGACCGAGAAAAAAGAAAAAAUGAAAGAAGAGAGAAAAUGGAGGGUAGAGAGUGAACGAACGAACGAACGAACGAACGAACGAACGAACGAACUAAUACAUGAAAGGAUAGGUGUCGUACAUUGGUGUGAUGCCAUCAUGAAGGGGUACUUGAAGUGAUACGUGUACUUCUGUGGGUCAACCUGUCCAGGUUUUUUUUUGUCAUUUGUUUUGAAUGCUACUUGUGAGGAAUCAUUCGGCUUUGUCCUUUACGUAGAAGAAAAGAAAUCACAUCAGGGUAGGGUGAUGUAUUGUCUUUAAAAUUAGUAUCACAUCAAAAAUAGACAUAUGGACAGAGUUGUUCAAAGGAUGCUGAUGUUAAUAAACUCAAUCCGGCAGACGAAUCACCAUAGCUUAACUGAAGAUUUACAUGGCAAAUAAAGUAUGUAUGACAAAUAUUUAUAACAGAUCCUUAUUCCCCAGGGGCCCUAUGGAUACCAGCCUCGUUGCUGAAUGGGCUACCCUGGUUAAAUAAAGUUACUUACUCACGCUGCACUUUCGUCUGGGAAUGAUUUAAACCGUAUAUAUCGUUAUCCAUGCUUUGAACAGCCAGGGCCAGGUAUUUUCAAUAUAGCCUGUUGAGGUUACAACUUUGAGGGGGGAGGGGGGCGUUUCUUUCGGAAGUUAGGGUAAACGAAAAUAAAAACCGUGUCUUCAACGAGUUUCAGUUUUUGUACCUUUUCGUGUGUCCUGUUAUGCUAACCUGUUCCUCGACUUUAUAAAAACUGGUGGCCGACGCGUGGAAGGAGCAAAUGAUACCAGAAACACAGGCCCAAGAACAUAACCAACAAAAAACAGUGCAUAAUUAAUUGCUGUUUUGACAUGUGCGCGGCGUCCCGGCCUCUGUUAGUUCUUCUGUUUAGUAUCGGUAUACAAUCGUUGGGUAUUCGUGAGUAAUCGGGAACAUUCGGGCUAUCGAUUUGUUCUCGGACAACAACAAAGUUUGUAGUGCACACCUCCCGCCUCCAGUGAGCUCUUCGCUCCCUUUUCCUUUCGGCACAAAAUGGCAUUGAGGAGAAAUGCAAGCAAAUACGGUGCGUCAUCUUCGCACGCGGACGAAGAUACUCUGCCGACAGAAACUCAAACCAGUUUCUUCCAAAAAGGACGCGAGUUCGAAAGUCGCUAUGUAAAUCAUCAUUACACGGAAGAAGAGAGGGAAAAGCUCGGUACAUUCGAGAGUGUGGACUAUCUGCCUCCUCACAGUGCUGUUUACAAGAACUGGCUCAAGCAGCAGCCAUCACGACUGGAUUGGGAUCGAUGGGUAAUGAUGGGCAUGAUAGGAUUCUCUGUUGGAUUCAUUGGCUUCCUUAUGCAUCAACUUAUUGAUGUUAUAGCAGAGGUGAAGUGGGAUAAGGCUUCUGAGUUUAUUGAGGAUCGGGACUAUGGUUUGGCUUGGGUCUGGGUUAUUGGAUACAGUGUUUUAUUUGUCAUAGCCAGUUCUGUUCCAAUUGUGUACUAUCGGCCUUCAGCUGGAGGUUCUGGUAUUCCUGAACUAAUUGGUUUUUUGAAUGGAACUGUGGUGCGGCAUAUAUUUAAUUUCAAGACUAUGUUAGUCAAGUUCUUUUCCUGUGUAUGUGCAGUUGGUGCGGGACUUCCUAUUGGUCCAGAAGGUCCCAUGAUUCAUCUUGGGAGCUUAGUUGGUGCAGGCCUCAGUCAGUUUAAAUCACAGACUCUUAAUUUCAAACUGCCAUUCUUUGAGAGGUUCCGUAACACAGAAGACAGACGUAACUUCAUUUCUGCUGGUGCUGCAGCAGGCGUGGCUUCAGCUUUUGGAGCACCAGUGGGUGGACUGUUGUUCUCUAUGGAAGAGGUGUCAUCAUUUUGGAACAUGAAAUUAUCAUGGCAAACAUUCUUUGCUUGCAUGGUAUCAACAUUUACUACAGACUUGUUUAAUUCAGCUUUUGAAGGGUUCAAGUAUCAAGGAGAUUUUGGCAUGUUUAAAGCUGAAAAGAACAUUUUGUUUCAAAUUAGUCAUGGUAUUGGUUUAAACCUUCUGGCAUUUAUACCAACUGUUAUUCUUGGAGUAAUUGGUGGCUUGUUAGGUGCUAUGUUCACCUUUCUUAAUUUAAAGAUUGCAAGAUUUCGAAGAUCCCAAGUUGCCAAGAUUAAGUCCAAACAGUGGAAGAACAUUGCUAAGCUAUCUGAACCAAUUCUAAUCAUGAUUAUUACAGGUACAGCAUCUGUAUUUCUACCUGCAGCAUUUCCAUGUACCUUAUUUCAGUGUUCCGUUACAGCGGGGGGAAACAGUGACAAGUGUUUGACAGCCAGCCAGCAUCCCUUGCACACCGAAAGAGAUGUGAGAAACUACACUUGCCCUGGAGACACAACAAUCAUCAAUGGAACUGUGUUUACAAAUGCUUCCUUUAAUGAAGUGGCCACUCUUCUAUUUAUCACAGGAGAGAAAGCUAUUCAUCACUUGUUCUCUAGAGAUACACCUUAUCAACUGGGAUAUGCGUCUCUGUGUUCAGUAUUAGUGAUAUACUUCCUCCUUGCUUGUUGGUCAGCUGGAAGUGCUAUUUCUAGUGGUUUGGUUGUUCCUAUGUUAUUUAUUGGUGGAACGUAUGGCCGUAUCAUUGGACGAGCCAUGGUAGAUUUAUUUGGUGUUCACUCCUCAGGUUACUGGGCGUGGAUGGACCCAGGAGCUUUUGCUCUCAUAGGGGCAGCAUCAUUCUUUGGUGGUGUAUCAAGGCUAACUAUGUCAUUAACGGUGAUUAUGAUGGAGAUUACAAAUGACAUUCAGUUUUUACUACCGAUCAUGGUCGCCAUUAUGGUAGCCAAGUGGGUCGGCGACUUUGCCACGCAUCCCUUGUACCAUGCAUUACUGGAAUUGAAGUGCAUUCCCUUCCUUGACUCUGAACCUGUUAUACUGCACGAGGGAUCAAAAGCGAUUAACUUAGAGUUGUUUAGAGCUGGAGACGCCAUGUCCUCACCUGCUAUUGUGGUACACAAAAUAGAAUCUGUGGAGCGUCUCACUCGUAUGUUGUUGGACACACCUCAUGGUGGGUACCCUGUGGUCACCAAGACGGACGUAGGGUACGAGGUGUUCUCAGGAUUGAUUUCCAGAAAUGACAUGAUGGUGCUUUUGUCUCGUGAAGACAUCUUUUCCUCUCGUGAGAAUCUCUCACUUCACGAGGAAGAACUGGAUGUGAACAGGCUGGAUUACUACCAGAUGCACCAAGGGUACGUCCGUGAUGCGGAGCGACUUAACGCUCAGCUGGAGCGUUAUGCAGCAGAUUCGCGUUACCAGGAGAUGUACAUUGAUCUGUCUCCUUAUGUGAACCACUCGGCUCCUACAGUUCAAGAGACGUUCUCUCUUCACCGAACCUACAUUAUAUUCAGGACACUAGGACUGAGGCAUUUGACUGUAGUGGACAAGAAAAACAGGGUCAAGGGCAUUAUUACCCGCAAAGACCUCAUGGGAUUCCAAAUAGAGGAGCGCAUCCACAGUGUACUCCAUGACUCGCCCAAGGCCCAGGAAAUGCAGUCUCCGUCAGCUCACCGGCAGAGUGUGGAGGCAUGAACUGAGUGAGAUUCGUUUCAAGUAAUGGUGCUUCCCAAAUCGAUGUAUAAAUUAGGGAAAGUUAAUACCAAGCUGUUAUGAAGAAUCAUUUUGUAAUCUAGCCAACUGAGCUAGGCAUCGUAACAAUUUAAUACACAAAAGACCACCCUUAUCCUGAAUUACACACAGCAGCAAAAAAAAUAUAGUGAGAUUUUAUUUUAUAAGAAGCGAAUACAGUAGAUUUAUUGGAAAAUAUUGUCAUUAAAGUUUUUUAGAGAAAUUAAGUCAAAUAUGUUUAGGAGUUGCUUAGUUCGCGGUAGAAUUAAUGCAGCCCUUUUUUAGACGGAUUCGGCUAACGUGUUUAGAUCCUUGUUGCCACCCAACAAGCCACGUUUCACAUAUUAAUAUUCUUACAUGGCUCCGAGGCUUUCAGGACAAACUUUUCUAUUUGGUUUUAUUUUCUUUGUAUCCAAGUCUCUUUUGGGAACUGAGAGAGAAAAGAAACUUUAAAAAAUUACAGUUUUCACCCGAAAGCCUCAGAGCCAUAGUAGAAUAUUGAUAUACUGAACGUGGCCUAUUCGGAUCACGUGAUGAUUAAUUUGAAAAGUUACAAUUGUUCUGUUUGCACAUACUCCCAUGCAAUCAGUUGCGUGUGACAAAUUGCACAAUUGUAGCCUCCCAAAUGAAUCUCGCGUUGUCUGAACUGGGUAGCAACAGGGAUGUAGACACGAUAGCCGAAUCCGUAUAUUGAUUUUAUGCCCGAGUCAGGGAGCAGACUCCAUCAAACAUGAUGCAAUUAUGCAUGAAUCAGUGUACUUUUAUAACGAUAUUUUGAAUAAUAAUAAUAAGAAUGAUUUGUUAUCAAUAUCACCUCAGUGGAUUAAAUAAAAAAAAAUUAAGAGUA